Messenger RNA from Arabidopsis lyrata subsp. lyrata, 939 nucleotides. RefSeq lists its product as uncharacterized. Lineage: Eukaryota; Viridiplantae; Streptophyta; Magnoliopsida; Brassicales; Brassicaceae. Bases 400 to 699 code for a protein of 99 amino acids. The transcript is spliced from 3 exons. The record is from RefSeq and is a predicted model, not a curated record.
AAAGCUAAUCCAAUUGUGUAAAGCAAAUAUACAUCAGACCAAUUUCAUCGUUAUCGAUUAGAAUUCUUGUAACAGUAUGAUGGAAAUACAAUAAGAUUGACAUUUAAACCUCAACAACUUUCUACUCUCCUAGACGUCUUCAUGACCUAACAGCCUUUUCCAGAAGGAUGCCAAAAGUUAGUAUUAAAUAAAUCCCCCGGACAUGAAGGAACACCAUUGCUUGAGAUCCCCCAAGUUUAGAAACCUCCUAAAUCUGCUCCUAUGAAAUCGUGAAACCAAACCAUUUUUACUAUAAAGGAAAAAGUGGAAUUUUACAAGAGAGAUCGUCCUCCUCCUAGUCAUGAACACCUUCUUCAAUGUUUAAGAACCUCUUUCUUCUAAACCAAGCAAGAUCUAUUUAUGGAUAAGAGAAGGGAGAAUGCUGGAUGGACUCCAGUUCCACAGUUCGGAGGGUGGGACCAAAAAGGACCAAAUGAUGCUACAAACUACUCGGUUGUCUUCUCCCAAGCUCGCGCUAACAGGAAGCAGAACAAAGCUGUUGUGAGACAUUCUAGUUUGGGAAGCGAACAAGAACUCAUGGCAAGUGUUCGUCGGAACCACCAGCAACUUCACCAUCGCCAUGAAACCCAAGAUGAUGACCCUGUCAUGAAGAAGAAGAGGAUCUUGACCUACAUAAAUUGUUGUAUCAGGCCAAACUAGGGCCUUGUUCUUCUACAAAGUCGGAAUCUUUCUCUCUUCAGCGAUAUAGCAAAUAUUUGUCUCAGUGUGUAAAGAUCGAGAUUAGUGUAACGUUUCUGUAAUCUUCUUUAUCACAAAAAAAAAAAAAAAAACGUUUUCUGUAAUCUAUGUGCAUCAUCUGUUAAAAUAUUCCUGGUUGUGGAUACAUUUUUACUUGUGCCUACAUGAUAUGAGAGCAAGAUAAUACAUGACUUAAUCACA